GUUUUUUUUUAAUUUUAUCUUUUAUUUUUUUUCUUAGACUAUUUACUCAAUGCCUCCGCCGCACCGCGCUGGUGGUGGUGUUGGUGGUGGUGUUGGUGGUGGUGUUGGUGUUGGGUUGGCAGGGGGACGCGGAUCAUCAUCAUCGUCGACCCUCCAAUCCCACUCCCAGUCACCACACCACCAACAUCCCUCUGCAUCUAUUCAACAGCAGGCUGAGCACGAGCAUGUUGAGCACGAGCAGCUGGCAGCCGAGGUCGCUGCGUUGCUACUGCAAGUGCCUGCUGUGCUUGUGCAACCGCUCUUCCUUCAGCAGCAGCAGCAGCAGCAGCGCCCAUCAUCAUCAUCGCAACAACCAUCAUCACAGGCACAACCAUCAUCAUCAUCGUCAUCAUCGUCAUCAUCGUCAGGAUCUGGGUUGAAAUCCAAUACAGAGUCGAGCAGCAGCAGCAGCAGUAACAGACGGAGGCGAUCUGCAAUGGGCAGCAGCAGCCAGAGCACAGCGACCGCCAGCAGUGCAGCAGCGGCAUCCACCAACGGUAGUAGUAGUAAUAGUAGUAAUAGCAUGGCUAGUAACAGCUCUGUGAGUGCUGUGGUGGCCAGUGGCGGUCGAGGCAAGCAAGCGUCCGACGCCACUCUUCAAGCUGCUGCUGCUGCUGCUGCUUCUUCAGUCACCAGCGCUGGUGCUGGUGCUCCUCAAGCGGCCGGUGGGACGACUGCUCUUACGCUGACCGGUGCUGGCGGGACUGUUGCAUCAAGACGCCCGUCGCAGAGUGGACUUGCUGGCCCAGAGUCACUGCUUCCAUUGACGGACGAUCACUCCUCGUCCUUCUCCGCUGCUGCUGCUGCUGCUGAUGGCACUACUGCGCCAGGCGACGGGACGCCAAGUGCCGAUGCAUCGAAUCUGAAUCUGGAUGCCGGUUUCGCACCUCAAGACAAUGCCGUAAUUCUCGACACGCAGGCAACGAGCGUCAUGCUCGCCGUGUUUGGCAGCGACGCGACAGCUUGGAAUCCGGUCGUCCUGCCAAAUAGCAACAACAGCUGUGGGAACGCAGACAAGGAUGCCACAACCUCGCCAUUUCAGUUUGCUGCAAGUGCAAGCCAUCAGUCGGCUUCGUCAUCGGCACCCUCGCCUGGAGCCCAGCAGCCAGCGUCGACGCCAGUGCCGAGUCUCGCACAAGUGGUCGCUGCAUCGCCAGCAUUGUUUUUGGUCAGCAGCCGAUCAGCUGCAGCUGCAGCGGCCUCCGCCAUCGCCUCCAUGUCCAUGUCAUCAAGAGCAGGAGCAGUGGGCCGCGGGACAAAGCCAUCCGCGUCGACCGCCAGUCCACCCGUCACUCCGACGGUUGUUACACCCAUGCUUCUGGGCGACACUCCAAGCCCACUCCUUGUCGCCGACUCGAACAGCAACAGCAUCAGCAACAACAACCACAACAACAACAACAACAACUCAUCUUCAUCGCGCUCAUCAGUGGCAGACUUGCUGCCGCAAGCAGGAAGCGCCGGUGGGAGCUGGACUGCCUUGCCGUUCCAGGCGUCCGUGGCGUCCUGGUUUGCACUUUCGUCACCAACACAACGCAAUGGCAAUGAGAUGGACCACAGUGGAAACGGAAUAUCCGACAUUGUUGCGGGAGACUCGUCACAGCAUCACAAACAGCAUCAGUCACCCGCCUCCUAUUCGCACCAUCUGGGCUCCGAGGACAUGGCCAUGUUUGGCCGCUUCCCAAUGCUCGAAGCGCCUUCCAUUGUCGUCUGCAAUUACUGCAUGAAGGCUGUGCUGACGGCAGGGUUUAAUGCGCAUUUGCGGCGAGUGCACGCGGAGGCGGCUGGCUUGACCAAAGCAUCGCCGCCACGACCAAGCCAAUCGCAAAGACAGCUGCGCAGCCGCCAAAUCUUGAGCUCGUCGUCUUCCUCCAGCUCCUCUCCACCUUCUCCGUCCGCCGGCUCAAACCUCCCGUCAUCUCCUUCUCCAAUGGAAGGUGUAGCAGCGGCGGCGGCGGCGGCGGCAGCAACAACAACAACAACUACUGGUGUCAGCAGCAAACGCGAGUCUGGGAGCGGCGCUGCGCCUUCCCAAUCUUCUGGAUCUACAAUCCUCGUCAAGUCACAGCCAGGGGAGCACGUGGACAAGGCAAGUCGCAUUUCAAGCACGAGCGGCGACAAGUCGCGCGGCGUUCCUUCGGCCAUCGUCGACGUGCAAGCCCCGGAAUCGUCGCCGUCGCCGCCUGCGCCUCAGCGCUCCAUCGACGCAUCACCCAGCCGCUCCACGGAGGAUCCGAGACGUGCUGCGGCGGUUGCUGCUCGUCGCCCCUACGAUGCUGACGCCAUGUGCGGGGUCAUUGUCGGACUCGAGCAGCCAUGCACUCGCUCCAUCACUUGCAAGGCACAUCCUGUCAGUGAAAAGCGACGCGUCGUGGGUCGCUCCAAGCCGUUUGACACGCUCUUGACCGAGCACAUUCGCAAAAAGCUCCGACCCGGCCGGCCGAGCACGUCGGCCCUGCUCGAAACGGUCAGCCUGCUGGCGGCCAAUCGCGAGCGCUUGCAAACCCACCCUUCACCCAAAUCAUCCAGCGAGUCGGAUGCUCCGUCUCGUGCACGCAAGAAUGCCACCUCCAAGCGACAGCUCGCCGAAUCCAUUGCCUCUGAUCGCGUUGUUGCAGCAGCAGCAUCAGCAGCAGCUCCGGUUGUCAAGACGUCCGCCCUCGUUCUCAGCUCUGGGCCCCUCAGCACUGCGAAGGCCGCAGCUGCUUCCGCCUCCCACGCGACGUUUACUCUUUCCAACCCUCUGUUCGCACCGGGCGCUGGGCACCGGAAGAACAAAGGUGGCGUCCCAAAGACAGAGAUGGCCAACCCGGACGCGCUCGGCGACUCGGAUGAUUCGGAUGACACGGACUCGCUCGCCGGCUUGGACGACGAGCGCCCCAUGCCGAAGUCGUCCUGGUCGUCGCAAUCCUCGUCUGCAUCAGACUUUCCCACCACCGCUGGUGUCGAACGUCGCCCUUGGGCGCGCCGCUCUCUCAAACUCGGGAGCAUAUCUGGAGCCAACAGUAGCAAAGGCAGCAGCGCACCGCAUAUUGAUGUGGGUGGUGGCGGAAACGAUUCGGACAUGACGAACGGGUCGGAGGACGAGAUGCACUUGCAGCUGGCACGGCGGCUCAACUCUGACGCCGAUCAAGCAGAACUGACACAUCAAGCUUCAGCUUCGAGUAGAGCACCUCGAAACGGCGCCUCAGCUCCGAGCGGGCAAAAAGCCACCCGUACCACAAGCAAGGCGGCUCCUCGUCGCGCACCAGCGGAGCAGUGGCCUGGUGGAAUCCAACAAGGGAACAAUGCUCUUCCACCAACUGGCUAUUUUUCAGAAUCUGCUGGCUCCCACACUGCCUUCUAUCCGUCUUCCAUCCCUGGAAUGCCGCCUACGUUUGCGCCGCAUUCGCAGCAGCACCAAGUGCUUUCGCACCCCUCACAUCCACCGCAGUUCCACCUGCCGCCACAGCACCAGCAACAGCACCAGCUACAUCAGCAGCAACUACAGCAGCAUCAACUCCAGCAGCAGCAGCAGCAACAACAGCAGCAGCAGCAACAACAGCAGCAGCAACAACGACACCAGCCGCCAACGCUUCAGUUUCACAAUCAACCUGUAGAAUUUUACUACUCGACAUCGCCCAAGCGCUCAACCACGCGCGGUGCUCCCGCAACCAACCGUGCAGCCUCGUCGAGCGGCGGCCAGGCGACCGAUCGCAAGCCCGAGAAGGCGCGCGCGAUUCUGCUCGAUUUUAUCGAUCACAGUCCACCACCGCCGUCCAAGUAGUUUGGAUCUGUGUUGUUGUUGUUGUUGAUCACUUUUCUUCCUUGAUAUCUUCCCUCACCACAUUAAAAUGUAUUCUUUAUU
This is a messenger RNA of Capsaspora owczarzaki ATCC 30864, 3883 nucleotides long. RefSeq lists its product as hypothetical. The transcript has a single exon. Lineage: Eukaryota; Filasterea; Ministeriida; Capsasporidae. The record is from RefSeq and is a predicted model, not a curated record. Bases 50 to 3802 code for a protein of 1250 amino acids.